Messenger RNA from Spinacia oleracea (spinach), 600 nucleotides. RefSeq names its product pollen-specific leucine-rich repeat extensin-like protein 3. The record is from RefSeq and is a predicted model, not a curated record. The transcript has a single exon. Lineage: Eukaryota; Viridiplantae; Streptophyta; Magnoliopsida; Caryophyllales; Amaranthaceae. The coding region runs from base 1 to 600 and encodes 199 amino acids.
AUGAGAUCUUUUCAGCCCUACCAACACCACAACCACCACCUGUAUUAUCGUCCUCCACCCUCUACACAACCACCGCUACUACCUACACCAUCUCACUACCACAAUCCACCGCCUUUUCGCUCUCAUCAACCCCCAACAUUACCCCCAAAACCACAUAAUUACCACCGCCAAUUACCCACCCCACUUCCAAAUUACCACAAUGUCUUAAUUUCUACCUCACCUGUUGAUCAUCAUUCCACAUUAUCACCACCAGCUGAACUCCGAGUUUACUCACCUUCAUCGCCUUUUUACUCUCCGGUAUCACCCAAUUACUGCGGCGCGUAUUAUUACCCUCAUUGCACCACCACUUGUUCACCUGACGAUGAUCAUAAUGCAGCUUAUUCGUCUUGGUCUCCCAAAUACUCCUUACCCUCUCCUGUCUUCAUACCACCGCCAUCGCCAUCGCCAUCGCCACCGCCGUCUCCCGUUCGCGUCGAGGAGUCGUCGUCCAAGUCUCCUGUUGAAUCGCCUCCCUCGUCUCCUGUCUACUCACCAACGUGCUCGCCGUCGGUGGAUUACUCAAUUGCAUACUCACCUUCUUACGUGCCUUACACCCCUUAG